Rhinocladiella mackenziei CBS 650.93 is the source of this 783-nucleotide messenger RNA. RefSeq lists its product as uncharacterized. The coding region runs from base 1 to 783 and encodes 260 amino acids. The transcript is spliced from 2 exons. The record is from RefSeq and is a predicted model, not a curated record. Lineage: Eukaryota; Fungi; Ascomycota; Eurotiomycetes; Chaetothyriales; Herpotrichiellaceae.
AUGCUCGCCGUUGCCUUGCUGGCCAAUCUCAAAGAAUAUCGUGAGGAUCGCGAUCUGGCGGGAUGGCAUUGGAAUGGACUCAGAAAGAUGAUCGCAAUUAAUGGCGGAAUUCAGGCGCUGCGCAACUUCGAAGACCUCCAUGCAUAUCUGAUGUGGCUUGAUGUUUUGAUCUGCAACACGCCAACUAACCCUCUUGGACAGACACACGCACCAAGCUCGUCGAAAAGCAACGUUCUUAGAUCAAUCACUGAAGAGAUCAUCAUUUUUCUCGAUGCUAUCAGCACCUAUUUGUCGGCAAUGACCGAUCGCCCAGGCUCGCCAGAAGGAAAAUAUGCCUAUACUAAAUGGUAUCGAGCGAAACUUGCAAGUCUCAUCUAUCUUGCCGCAUUGGUUCAGCGCGAAGAAUCAGAUCCAAAGAGCACUGAGAUCUUGAGCAUAAUCGAGGCAGAGAUCUUGCAGCGAGAAGAUCACUGCAUCGUGAUUCCAGAGGAACUUUUCCACAUCAUCCUUCGCAUCAGCAAUCGAGAAGGCCUCUGUGAAAUGAUAUGGUUUGUGGCACGCCUAAUGAGCGCUAUCAAACAAUUCGACGCGAGAGAUUUAAAUAUUUGCUAUAUCCUCCUUUCCAAGUUCCUGGGAUUGCAGUCAUCGUCGAACGCAUUCGACGAACAGGCUGUCAUGAAGGGUUGGACAAGGCUUUGGUCUCGCUUACAAAAACAAAUCCAACCUGCGGGGAUGAUUGACGAGAUCUGCGAGUACCAGUAUUCAUUCAGUAAUCAAUUUUGA